CAACAGGAGAGCACCGAGGCUCCCCAGUCGGCCCAGUGGUCUCAAAAAGACCUGGACUCCACAUUUGAGCCGCUGAAGAAGAACAUCCACAGGUAUGUGGAGAAUGAGCUACAGAGAAUCCUGAGGGUUUUAAGUCCAGAUUAUCAAGCAGGCGUGGAGAGUGAGAAUGAGGAUGAAGAUCAGAUGGAUAUCAGAGAUGUAACGCUGAAGCUCACUCUGCACUUCUUGAGAAGAGCUAAGCAGGGGGAGAUGGCUGACUAUCUGCAUAACAGGACGGUCACUGCAGUGUGCCAACAAAAACUCAAGUCUAACCUGAAGAAGAAGUUCCGUUGUGUGUGUGAUGGGAUUGCUAGAGAAGGAAUCCACACCCACCUGAACGACAUCUACACAGAGCUCUACAUCACAGAGGGAGGGACUGGAGAGGUCAAUGAUGAACACGAGGUCAGGCAGAUUGAAACGUCAAACAUGAAACCACACAGACCUGAAAAAACCAUCAAACAAGAAGACAUCUUUAAAGCUUCACCUGAAAGACAGGAACCAAUCAGAACGGUGAUGACAAAGGGAGUGGCUGGCAUUGGGAAAACAGUCGUAACGCAGAAGUUCAGUCUGGACUGGGCUGAAGGAAAGGCCAACCAGGACAUACAGUUCACGUUUCCGUUUACUUUCAAGGAGCUGAAUGUGCUGAAAGAGAAACAGUUCACAUUGGUGGAGCUCGUUCAUCUGUUGUUUCCUGAAACCAAAGAAGCAGGAAUCUGCAAGUUUGAAGAAUUCCAGGUUGUGUUCAUCUUCGACGGUCUGGAUGAGUGCCGACUUCCUCUGGACUUUAAAAACAACGAGAUCCUGACUGAUGUCACAAAGUCCGCCUCAGUGGAUGUGCUGCUGACAAACCUCAUCAGGGGGAAACUGCUUCCCUCUGCUCGCCUCUGGAUAACCACACGACCUGCAGCAGCCAAUCAGAUCCCUCCUGACUGUGUGGACAUGGUGACAGAGGUCAGAGGUUUCACUGACCCACAGAAGGAGGAGUACUUCAUGAAGAGGUUCCAAAAUGAGGAACAAUGCAGCGCUAUUAUCUCCCACAUCAAGACAUCGCGAAGCCUCAACAUCAUGUGCCACAUCCCGGUCUUCUGCUGGAUCAUUGCUUCAGUUCUGGAGGAUGUGCUGAAGACCAGAGAGAGAGGAGAGGGAGGAGAGGGAGGAGAGCUGCCCAAGACCCUGACUGAGAUGUACAUCCACUUCCUGGUGGUUACAUUCAAACUGAAGAACAUAAAGUAUGGUGGAGGAGAUGAGACGGAUUCACACUGGAAUCCAGAGAACAGGAAGAUGAUCGAGUCUCUGGGGAAACUCGCUUUUGAGCAGCUGAUGAAAGACAAGUUGAUCUUCUAUGACUCGGACCUGACAGAGUGUGGCAUCGAUAUCGGUGCAGCCUCGAAGUACUCGGGAGUGUUCACGCAGAUCUUCAAAGAGGAAAGAGGACUGUACCCGGACAAGGUGUUCUGCUUCGUCCAUCUGAGCGUUCAGGAGUUUUCUCGCUGCUCUUCAUGUCCAUCUGACGUUCACCAGCUCCGGAGUCAACCUGCUGUCAAAAGAACAAAAACAUCCAGGUGGUCCUUUAAGAGGGGAAACAAAUCAACACUUUUCUAUCAGUCUGCCAUCGACCUGGCCUUACAGAGUCCAAAUGGACAACUGGACUUGUUCCUGCGCUUCCUCCUCGGCCUUUCCCUGGAAACCAAUCAGAAGUACAUGCAAGUUCAGCCGACACCAAUAAGAGAGAACUCGCGGACUAAAAAGAAAACGGUUCAGUACAUCAAGAAAAAAAUCCGUGCUAAUCUGCCUGCAGAGAAAAGCAUCAGUCUGUUCCACUGUCUGAAUGAACUGCAGGAUAGUUCUCUAGUGGAGGAGAUUCAGGAGUCCCUGAGAUCAGGAAAUCUCUCCACAGAUAAACUGUCUCAUGCUCAGUGGUCAGCUCUGGUCUUUAUCUUACUGUCAUCAGAAAAAGAUCUGGACGUGUUCGACCUGAAGAAAUACUCUGCUUCAGAGACGGCUCUUCUGAGGCUGCUGCCAGUGAUCAAGGCGUCCAACAGGGCUCUGUUGAGUAGCUGUAAACUGUCAGAGAGAAGCUGUGAAGCUCUGUCUUCCAUCCUCAGCUCUGAGUCCUCUCGUCUGAGAGAGCUGGACCUGAGCAACAACAACCUGCAGGAUUCAGGAGUAAAACUUCUGUGUGAUGGACUACAGAGUCAGAACUGUAAACUAGAGACUCUCAGUGUGUCAGGUUGUCUGAUCACAGAGGAAGGCUGUGCUUCUCUGGCCUCAGCUCUGAACUCCUCCAACCUGAGAGAGCUGGACCUGAGCUACAAUCAUCCUGGAGAACCAGGAAAGGAGCGGCUGUCUGCUCGACUGAAGGAUCCAAACUGCAGACUGGAGAAGCUGAGUUUGGACCAUGAUGGACCGCAGAGACUGAAACGUGAUGUGAGGAAAUACGCUUGUGAACUGGAACUGGACACAAACACAGUGUACAAGUUCCUCAAACUGUCUGACAACAACAGAAAGGUGACGCGUGUGUUGGAGGAAGAGCGGUAUCCUGAUCACCCCGACAGGUUUGAACACUGGCCUCAGCUGCUGUGCGGGGCCGGUGUGACCGCUCAGUGUUACUGGGAAGUCGAGCUGAGCGGACGAGUUCUUGUAUCGAUGACUUACAGAGGAAUUACAAGGAGAGGAUUCAGUAAUGAAUGUGCGUUCGGAUGGAACGAUCACUCCUGGAGUAUGAUCUGCCAUGACCGUGGUUACAUCGUCAGACACAACAACAAAGAAUCAGAGAUCCCCUCCACCUCCGUCUCUAACAGAGUAGGAGUGUAUGUGGACUAUCCUGCAGGCACUCUGUCCUUCUACAGAGUCUCCUCUGACACACUGAUCCACCUCCACACCUUCAACACCACAUUCACUGAACCUCUUUAUCCCGGUGUCGCACCCUGGUCAGUAGGCUCCUCCGCAUCCCUGUGUCCUGUAUCGUAUUGAGGCUAUCUCUCCAUUAGCUACAUGUGUACAGUGAAUGACAGACGGAAGUGGAUAAUUAUCUUAACUCCCUGUAAUGCAGAAUAGGAAAUGUAAAAGCUCUCGUUACUUUAAGUGUAAUAGCCGACGACUACAUGAGAUCGGAAUCAGAAUCGGGGUUUAUUGCCAAGUAAAUUUACACAUACAAGAAAUUUGACUUGGUGUAUUGGUGCUAAACAAU
Messenger RNA from Labrus bergylta (ballan wrasse), 3229 nucleotides. The record is from RefSeq and is a predicted model, not a curated record. NCBI's taxonomy places the organism in Eukaryota, Metazoa, Chordata, Actinopteri, Labriformes, Labridae.